Molecule: messenger RNA, 764 nt
Organism: Diabrotica virgifera virgifera (western corn rootworm)
Lineage: Eukaryota; Metazoa; Arthropoda; Insecta; Coleoptera; Chrysomelidae
Exons: 2
Coding region: 176-640 (154 amino acids)
Source: RefSeq, a predicted model, not a curated record
UCAGUGGUGACAGUUUGUUGAUAAACACAUACAAAACAAACAAAUAAACGUAAACUAAACAUCACUACUCUAAACUAUAACCUAUCUAUAAUUAUUUAUUAUGUGUUCAAGUGUUUACUGCUUUUAUUAUCAUGAAUAUUGAUAAUAUUGUAUUAAAAAUGCAUUUCUGAUUAAUAUGAGCUUUUAUCUGAAACCGCCUAGAGGAAUUGUUAAUCUACAUACCUUGGAAGCAUGUGUAAAAGAAAGACUUACAUGUUACAAGUUUCUAAACAAGCAAAGUUUAGAAGUAACUCAUUUUCAAUAUUUAGUAGAAGAUAGUUCCUUAGAUCGAACAGGUCAUUUCAUUUUAAGAUUAAUUGCUUGUUGCAAUAAGAAAUUUAAGUAUGAUUUUAUAGAAAAUGAGGUAAAACUUUUCGAAACACGACUAUGUUCUUAUGAUAUACAAGAUUUAAAACUUUGCCUCAAAAGGUUACUUAAACAUACAAGAGAAACUCUAAACAUAGCUACCAAUAAAACUUUAUUGCAUUUACUUGCAGCUUUAACAAGAAUACUGUUAUUUAUGCUAAGGAAUGCUUAUUUAAACCACAUAUUUAAUGACUGUGAAGGUUGUAGCCUUUUUACAAUUGAAGGUUUGACUUGAGUUUAUAUUUGAAAGGUAUUGGAAUGUCAAUGUCUGAAUCACUUAAGUUCUGGGAAGAUAUGUAUUCAAAAGAACACAGCACUUGCUCCAAAUGUACACACAGUUGGCAAAAAAAUGAAAAACG